AUGGGGAGCCCCCGCGCCGCGUUGCUGAUGCUGCUCGUGCGCCCGAUCAAGCUGCUGAGGAGGCGCUUCCGGCUGCUGCUGCUGCUCGCCGUGGUGUCGGUGGGACUCUGGACUCUGUACCUGGAGCUGGUGGCGUCGGCCCAGGCCGGCAGGAACCCCCUGAAUCACAGGUACAGCAGCUGGAGGGAGCUGGCCAAGGCGCUGGCCAGCCGGAACAUCCCAGCUGUUGAUCCCAAUCUCCAAUUCUACCGUCCUCAGAGGCUGAGCCUCAAGGACCAAGAAAUUGCCCGAGGCAGGAGUAAGAACAGUAGCUACUUGAAGUGGAACAAGCCUGUCCCCUGGCUCUCAGAGUUCCGGGGCCAUGCCAACCUGCAUGUGUUUGAAGACUGGUGUGGCGGCUCCAUCCACCAGCUCAGGAGGAACCUGCACUUCCCCCUGUACCCCCACAUCCGAACCACUCUGAGGAAGCUGGCUGUGUCCCCCAGAUGGACCAACUAUGGUCUCCGCAUAUUUGGCUACCUGCACCCUUUUACCGAUGGGAAAAUCCAGUUUGCCAUCGCUGCUGAUGACAACGCCGAAUUCUGGCUGAGUUGUGAUGACCAGGUCUCAGGCCUUCAGUUGCUGGCCAGUGUGGGCAAGACAGGAAAGGAAUGGACAGCCCCUGGAGAGUUUGGGAAAUUUCAGAGUCAAAUUUCCAAGCCAGUGAGCUUAUCAGCCUCCCUCAGGUACUACUUUGAGGUGCUGCACAAGCAGAAUGACGAGGGUACGGACCACGUGGAGGUAGCGUGGAGACGGAAUGACCCAGGGGCCGAGUUUAUGAUCAUUGACUCCCCCUUCUUAUCUCUCUUUACAAAUGAGACCAUCCUAAAGAUGGAUGAAGUGGGCCACAUCCCACAGACAGCGGCCAGCCAUGUGGGCUCCUCCAACACUCCCCCCAGGGAUGAGCAGCCACCGGCUGACAUGCUGCAGCCUGACCCUCGGGACACCCUCUAUCGAGUGCCUCUGAUCCCCAAGUCUCAUCUGCGCCAUGUCCUGCCUGACUGUCCCUACAAACCCAGCUACCUGGUGGAAGGUCUCCCGUUACAGCGCUACCAGGGCCUUCGCUUUGUUCACCUGUCCUUUGUUUAUCCCAAUGACUAUACCCGCCUGAGCCACAUGGAGACCCACAAUAAAUGCUUCUAUCAAGAAAGCGCCUCUGAUCAGGACAGGUCCAGCUUCCAGAAGUAUAUCAAGAUGGACAAGCCGGAGAAGCAGGGCCUGGAGCGGCCAGGUUUUGAGGACGGCCUUCUAGAAGAAUCCCAGUAUGAAGAAGCACCAGAUGGAAUCCCUGCCUCUCUAGACCAGAGGACCGGGACACAGAGGAGCAAACCAAAGACUACUUCCGACCCGGGGUUGGGUGUCACUGACUACCACCUGCGGAAGCUCUUGGCUCAUUCACAGAACUCUACAGCGUCCUCUCCAGCCAGGACAAGUGACCUGCCAGUGCAGCAGCCGGAGAGAAGGACGGGGGAAGCUGACCCUGUACCCAGCCAAAAUUUGUCUCGUUCUGACAAGGGGCCCCCGAGGAACCCGCCUCUCACCCCAAGAGCCAGGCCCGCGGGUGACCAUCCUGCAAAGACUCUUGAGCAGUCCCAGUGGCUGCAUCAAGUGGAGUCCUACAUUGCUGAGCAGAGAAGGGGUGACAGGAUGGAGCUUCAGGUCCCCAGCAGGAGCUGGCACGGGGAGGAGGAAGUGGUGAUAGCAGCGGACCCUGAAGGAGACGAAGGAGAUGUGGAGGAAGCGGAGGAGGGGGAGGAAGAUGAGGAAGAAGAUAUGGGCGAGGUGUUCGAGUACGUACCUGUGUUCGACCCGGUCGUGAACUGGGAGCAAACCUUCAGCGCGCAGAACCUCGACUUCCAAGCCCUGAGGACUGACUGGAUUGACCUGAGCUGUAACACGUCGGGCAACCUGCUGCUUCCGGAGCAGGAGGCCCUGGAGGUCACGCGGGUCUUCCUGAGAAAGCUCAGCCAGAGGACCCGGGGGAGAUACCAGCUGCAGCGCAUCGUGAAUGUGGAGAAGCGCCAGGACCGGCUUCGAGGGGGUCGAUACCUCUUGGAGCUUGAGCUGCUGGAGGGCCAGCGCCUGGUACGGCUCUCCGAGUAUGUGUCCACUCGAGGCUGGCGUGGAGGUGACCCCGCUGGCAGGGAGGACACAGAAGCCCGGAACCUGCAGGGCCUGGUCUGGAGCCCACGCAGUCGCCGCAGACACGUCCUGCAUGCCCAGGAUCCAGAGCCUAAGUUAUGCUGGCCCCAAGGUUUCUCCUGGAAUCACGGAGCCGUGGUCCACUUUAUUGUGCCUGUGAAGAACCAGGCUCGCUGGGUGCAGCAGUUCAUCAGAGACAUGGAGGGCCUGUCUCAAGCCACGGGCGACUCACAUUUCAACGUCAUUAUCACGGACUAUAGCAGUGAGGACAUGGAUGUUGAGAUGGCUCUGAAGAGGUCCAGGCUGCGGAGCUACCAGUACCAGAAGCUGAGUGGGAACUUUGAACGGUCUGCUGGACUACAGGCUGGCAUAGACCUGGUGAAGGAUCCACACAGCAUCGUCUUCCUCUGUGACCUGCACAUCCACUUUCCAGCGGGAAUCAUCGAUGCCAUCCGGAAGCACUGUGUGGAGGGCAAGAUGGCCUUUGCCCCCAUGGUAAUGCGGCUGCACUGCGGGGCCUCUCCACAGUGGCCUGAAGGCUACUGGGAGGUCAAUGGAUUUGGACUGCUCGGCAUCUACAAGUCAGACCUGGACAAGAUUGGGGGCAUGAACACCAAGGAGUUCCGAGACCGCUGGGGAGGGGAAGACUGGGAGCUGCUGGACAGGAUCCUGCAGGGGGGCUUGGAAGUGGAGCGGCUGUGCCUCAGGAAUUUCUACCAUCAUUUCCACUCCAAGCGAGGCAUGUGGAACCGCCGCCAGGUGAAGAUGCCGUGACCCCUGGGGACAGCUGCUUACGACUCCUCCUCGACCCAGCGCUCUGCCUGCCACUCGCUCCAGGAGGGAAGAUGAGGAACCGAAUCCUCAGCACCAAUCACCCUCUCCACCAGGAGCUGUCCCUGCUUGCAGGGCUGAGCGCCCAGGCUCCUCGGCCGCCCACUGGGUGGACAUGGGGACCUGCUGCGAAGGAUGGCCAGCAAGGUCAAGAAGAAAACACCUGCCUGAGCCGAAUUCCGUCUCCU
This is a messenger RNA of Psammomys obesus (fat sand rat), 3200 nucleotides long. It is a transcript of the gene B4galnt3, whose product is annotated as beta-1,4-N-acetyl-galactosaminyltransferase 3. The transcript is spliced from 20 exons. NCBI's taxonomy places the organism in Eukaryota, Metazoa, Chordata, Mammalia, Rodentia, Muridae. The record is from RefSeq and is a predicted model, not a curated record. The coding region runs from base 1 to 2955 and encodes 984 amino acids. Gene Ontology annotation, cellular component: Golgi cisterna membrane. Gene Ontology annotation, molecular function: acetylgalactosaminyltransferase activity.